Mizuhopecten yessoensis (Yesso scallop) is the source of this 1872-nucleotide messenger RNA. RefSeq names its product neuronal acetylcholine receptor subunit beta-3-like. Lineage: Eukaryota; Metazoa; Mollusca; Bivalvia; Pectinida; Pectinidae. The transcript has a single exon. The coding region runs from base 387 to 1712 and encodes 441 amino acids. Gene Ontology annotation, cellular component: synapse; neuron projection; membrane. The record is from RefSeq and is a predicted model, not a curated record. Gene Ontology annotation, biological process: nervous system process; monoatomic ion transmembrane transport; regulation of membrane potential. Gene Ontology annotation, molecular function: neurotransmitter receptor activity; extracellular ligand-gated monoatomic ion channel activity; transmembrane signaling receptor activity.
CUUUGGGAUUGGAUAACGGAUUUGGUCCUUAUUAAUGCUCUCUUGAGUAAUGCAUAUUGACAAUCUGUCUCUAGAGUAGACACAUUUAAUUUACAAUUGUUAUUGUGACUAGUUAAAUAUUCCUGAGGCGAAAUUUCGAUCGGAACUGUCCGGAACAAAAACACGUAGUCGGUCAGGAGAGAUAGAGAGUCGGACUACACAGUCACAGUAUAACUCGUAGCUGGCAUCUCCAUGUUCCACUCCAACGAUCUGUUAAAACAAUGGAGAAUGGUUCAUCGACGGAAUAACACCACUACUUCAUUGUAAGCAGAAGGCAGGUUGUGCAUGUGAUUCUUUAUUAUCGGAGGGUUUAAUGACAUUCUUAAUGUCUUAUUCAUGAUUCGACAAUGCCCGGAAAACUGACUUAUUUGAUAUGUGUAGUCUGGAUAGCUGGGAGAAAUGUGACCUCCGUAAUGCUCCCAGAAACGCAAAGGUUAUACAAACAGCUAUUCCGGAACUACACAGUGGAACUUAGGCCAGUUUUGAACCAGAGCAAACCAGUGGAGGUCCGCGUUUCCAUGGGGAUAAUGUCUAUCAACGACUUCGAUGAACUGUCAGGCACCAUAACACUGACGGUGAUCUUUAAUUCCGUCUGGAAAGAAGAAAGGUUUACUUGGAAUCCCGACCAUUGCGGCGGUCUGAAAUCGCUGACGCUCCCACAGGAAUCUGUGUGGUUACCGGAAAUGGUUCUCACCACGGCAGCAGACGACACUGUACACAUCUCAACCAAGGGCAAUUUUAAAGUACGCGUGGACUUUACCGGCCUUGUGAACUGGUGGAGGAUUGGGAUUAUCAAGUCAGCAUGUGUGGCGGAUGUGACGUAUUUUCCGUACGAUUUUCAAAAGUGCCACAUUAUCCUUUCUCCGUUUGGAUAUCAGACGGAAGAGAUCAGCAUAGUAGCUACGCGGGACACUAUUUCAUUUGACCAUUUCUCUAACAACGGUCAGUGGAAGGUAAAAUCGUCUUCAGUUAAGGUCAAUUCCCUACCGAUGACAAAAGACAAUUUCGAAGACAGUGUAGGGUUUGCCAACUUUACUUUAGAAAUCGAGAGAAAGCCAUUAUACUUUGUCGUGUCAGUGAUCAUCCCCAUAGCGCUUCUGGCCCUGCUUAAUCCAUGUGUGUUUGCCCUCCCCAUAGAGUCUGGUGAACGCGUGUCCUUCGCUAUAACCGUACUGUUGUCAUUUGCAGUUUUUGAAUCCAUGGUCAGCGCCUACAUGCCCCAGGGGUCGGACCCAAUGUCACUGCUCUCUGUGUUCCUGGUUAUUACGUUGAUGAACAGCACACUAAUCACCAUAACAACCAUUUUGCUUCACGCUAUGUACCACAAGGAUGAAACCGAUGCUGUACCGGAAGUGUUAGUUCAGGUCCACCUUUUUAUCCGGCAACGUACACUUCCGCGGAAAAUCACUCCAAUGUACCCAGGAACCGGAAGCAAAGAGACCAUAUCCGAAUUAUCUGAUUCGGAUAGUAAGUCACAAUACGAACACAAGGAAAGAUCAGAAUCUAAAUUGCCUGUCAGUAUCAACGAUGUGGACACCGACACCAGGUCAGUUCCCGAAGAAUCCAUUGUAAAUUGGCGCCAAAUUACGGAAACAUUUGAUCGUGUAUUCCUCAUAGCGUUUCUAUUGUUCAAUUUUCUCUUCUGUUUGGUGUUUUUUCUGUAUAUAUCUUAGUUGUGAUUUUUUUGAAAUCAUCAGAUGAUUUUUAAAAAGGCGAAGCAAGACUUUCUGGUGAACUAUAACAAAAACUGUACUAUUUGCAAUAUACCAAGUGUUUUGUGAGAACUAAGCCGCCUAAUAAAAUUUCAUGUUUUCUUCACAUUUAGUCGCUUAU